This is a messenger RNA of Leucoraja erinaceus (little skate), 12485 nucleotides long. RefSeq names its product guanine nucleotide-binding protein G(I)/G(S)/G(O) subunit gamma-7. NCBI's taxonomy places the organism in Eukaryota, Metazoa, Chordata, Chondrichthyes, Rajiformes, Rajidae. Gene Ontology annotation, cellular component: heterotrimeric G-protein complex. The record is from RefSeq and is a predicted model, not a curated record. The coding region runs from base 439 to 642 and encodes 67 amino acids. Gene Ontology annotation, molecular function: G-protein beta-subunit binding. The transcript has 6 exons. Gene Ontology annotation, biological process: G protein-coupled receptor signaling pathway.
CUGCCCCCUCUACUCUCCCUCGUCCUUCUCUCUCUCGGUGCUGCCGCCUCGCUUCCUUCAUUCGCCUCCUCGGCUGCCGCUGCCGGAGCCGGUGCCGGGCUCUCCGCCCUCCCUCCCUCCCUCCCUCCAUCCUCCCGCCCGCCCGCCUGCCGGCCGCCACCGCCGCCGCCGCCUCCGCUCGCUCAGUGGCCCCAGAUUUUUGACUGGAGGAAGAUCAACCUUUCCUCAAACCAUUGCCAAACUUUGGUCUGCAACUGGUCACUAGCAGGCAAUAUCAGCGGAGGAGGUGGAAAGGAACCGAAGUAGAGCAAGAGGUUUCCAGACCGUUUCACUGAUAGGAAGAGAGCUGUGGUGGUCAGUGCCAGGAUAAAAUACUGGACAGCACUUUCCCUGAAAACAAAAGCGAGAGAAAAUUGAAUUGCUGAAUAAACAGUAACAAUGUCAACGAACAACAUAGCUCAGGCAAGGAAAAUGGUGGAACAGUUGCGGAUUGAAGCUGGUAUUGAAAGAAUCAAGGUUUCAAAGGCAGCUGUAGAUUUGAUGAACUACUGUGAACAACAUGCAAGGAAUGACCCGUUGCUCGUCGGAGUUCCAGCCUCUGAAAACCCCUUCAAGGAUAAAAAACCGUGCACCAUCCUAUAGCUGCUGCAAGCCAACCUUUCGCAAACUGACCACAGCAUCAGAAGACCUGCCAAGAAUUUCUAUUGGUAAUCAGACAUUGAGAAGCAGUGCAGCUUCUGAAAUGCAGUCCUGCUGUGGAAAUGUGUUUUAAAAAAAGGAAAAAAAAAUUGGAUUGUUUGUUUGUUAGCUAAGCAUGUUUCUCAAAAUGAAGGAAAGAAGAUGUGAUGGGGAAGAGCAAUGAAAGAAUUGCUAUUUUGGACUUUUAUGAUAGAUUUUCUGAUUGUAAUAUUAAGAUCUUAGGUUUAAAAAAACUAACUCAGCAAGGACAAUACCUUUGCCUAAAAAUUCUUUAAAAAGUGAAAAGUGUAUGUGUAAGAAAUAUACAUUUGGAGGGUGAUAAUACAGUUUGGGCAAUAACAUAUUAGAUGAAGGGAAGCAAUUGAAUGCUUCCAUUGCAUUUUUAAAUGUCACAUUGUUCACCUUUAUUGUCAUUAGCAACUGUGCUGGUAUAAAAGUGUAGUUUUCUUUCCCCUGCCUUUUAAAUUCCAUAUUUACACUACCAAAGUACUGGCCAAUGGAAAACAAUGUAAAUAACACAUGUUUUAUUCAUUCAUUCAUCAUCUGUUUUCCUUAAACAGACCUGGUGGUUGUGAAGUAACCAAAAAAAAAAGUAUUGUACUGAUGAUUCACAUUUAUCUGUGGUAAGCAGUAUUACGUAUAAUUGCAAAUUUUACGUUCUACAAAUUCAAAUAUUUAAUUCCCUUAAAAAUGACACCACAAGUCCCCUAAAAAAAUCACUUAAACAUUCAUGGCAUGAAUGUGGAUAAUGGUAACUUGUGCUUUCUAUAAGUCGGAACAAUUUUUCUCACUUCAUCCGAACGGAACAGAUUAUCCAGCAAGACCAAGCAUAACACUUAAGAGUGUAUGCAUACUAUGUUAAGUUUCUAUACUAAACUGUAUUAGGGCUCAACAUAAAAUGUGUAACUAAUUAUGUUAUUAAUUUAUAGCUCACGAAAUCAUGCUUAUUGAAUUUAUAUUUGGAGGUAAAAUUCUGCUCCAUUAUUUACAAUACAUUACUCCUACCAACAGUGUUCACCUGCCAUGUAAAGAAUCUGUGCAAUGGCAUAUCAGCAGCAACAGAUUGGGAAAACUUCUGGAAAUAUCAAUUAAAAACUAAAACAACGAUUAGGUAUCAAAUGUUUGACCAUGUGACAAAUGAACUACAGCCUUUCACGAGUCCUUGUUCAUUCGAGCAAACCUCCUAAGGAAUGUAAAUUGUAGUUGUGUGCCAAAAACCAUGAAAAUGCCAAGUGAUUUAUGUCAUAGAAAAGUGCUAGAAUUCUUUAGAAACCACAAGCUAUUAUAUAUAUAUAUAUAAAACACAUUAUUUUGAAAGACGUGUUAAAAACCCUUGUCAAAUAAUUUUUCAAUUUAACAUAUGUAAGCAGAUUGCAUGCGCAUUGUUCUAUCAGCUGUCUUGCAUUGUUGCCUUUUAUUCUCAGCUGUUAAGUGUUAGUUAAGCUUUGCCAUAAUUAUUAUUAACUUUUUUUACGAACCAUAUUGACUCAGCCAAAUCAUCUCAAAAAUUCACCGCAAGUUAUUCUGUGACAAAAUGCUUAUAUACAUUUUUGUACCCAGUAAUUCAUUUCUCGCAUUAAAAUCAAAUCAUUUAAAAUCAAAGUUAUGUCACAGAAAAUUCUUGAAGGCGAUUCUUUUGUUAACUAGAAGCAGAACUGUGUAGUUUGUGAUGAACAGUAGUUUUUUUGUGACAUAAUAAUCUUGCAGUGACGUGCCAAUGCAGCUUCUCUUCUUUCUGCUCCUUUGGCUUUUUGGGGCUUUAUUUUAGAGUGCCUUUUUUAUUUUGGGAAAAUAAAAUGGAAAAUCCUUUGUUUAUCUAAUGUUAGCUGUGCAGCUUAUGGUAUUUCCUUUACACGCCAAAGCAAGGAUCCAUACCUUGAAAAAAACACCAAACAGAAAACAGCAAUUCAAAUAGUUUGCUAAUUUCACAAGGUUAUUGAGUGAGAUUUCUCUCAAACUACUCUCAAUUGACAUUAGAAUUAAAAACAAAAUAGCUAUGCUUGUAUCUUAAUGAUUGCAGAUUCACAUCAUUGAACUUUAAUUCAAAGUAAUCUUGUAUAUAUUGACUUAUGAUCAUAAGUUGACUGGCAGGCUGAAAAUAAUUGAAAUUGUACGUGGAUGCUCUGACACACAGUGCCAUAGAGUAAUCGGUCUCAGUCUUGAGAUUAAUUAUUUCUAAUGCAAUCCCAACUUUAAAGUGGUCUCUUCUAAAGAUUAUUUUUGGACGACAGAUUCUUUCCCAUGAAAUCUAUAGGUAGAAUAUACAAUGUCAAAAUCCUCUCACGGGCAGAAGUGAAAUAAGCCUUAGAGCAGACCACGCAACUCCCUUUUGUACAGCGAAUCAUACAAUGCAUAUGAUAAAAAAGAAGAAAUACUUUAUUUCAGUAUCAUACCACUGCAUUUACAAAAAGAGCUUUUAGAGUAAAAUAACUAAGAAGAUAGGUUAUCGCCCUCACUCAAGGACACUCCUCUGCUUCAUUAAAGUUCAUCAAGAAAGAGUCACCUGAUGCUACUUGCCUUUCUGAAACAAUUCCAUUGCAAAGUGUGGUGGGAUAAUAUUUUUCCUUUUUACCGUCAUCAUCUUAGUUUUUCUCAGCUCCAUGUGAAUACAUUAUGGUGUUUCCACCUUGCCCUGGUUUUGCUAGCUGAGUGAUGGCACCACAAAGACACCAGAAGUGCCAUUACAAAUUACGAAUGAUAAGAAGGGGAAAGUUAGGUAUUUAUAAUCUUGGAGGAAAAUGUAUUAUUAACUGUAUUGAUUUUUACACUAAGAUUUAUAGUAUUCAGUUCAUUUGUGGCCCAAAUAUAAAUUCCCACUCGGAUGUUUCCUAGUCUCUUCGCAAUUCUCGUGCAAGUUUUUUGAAUCCAAGACGAGAAUAAUUAAGAAAACAAAUGGGGCAACUUGGUCUGCUGUGAACAUUCUAGACCCUUAGAUGAACUAGACUUUUGAACUCAAUUCAUCCUUCAGAAAAUCUAACUGACACUUAUUUGAAAGUUCUCGACAAUAUUCAGUGAAACUUGUAAAUGUGAGCUUGCCACAAAAAAAAAUCCAUCACUUUGGUGACCCUCCAAAAAGAAUGGGAAUGGGAAUAUGUUUACAUUGCUUGUGAAUGUAAUUGGGAAACACCCUACAGAUUGUGUGAGUUCCUUAUCCUAGACGUAUGGCAUGUUCUUACCAUUUUCUAGGAAAUGAUCCAUCAAGUUUGUUUUUGACAUAGCAUCUGACCUUAAUAGUAGUAGAUCAUGGCCAAUAUUGGUCAUAUCACCAAUAUUAUCCAGUGCAUUUGAAAAUAUUACUGAAUCAUACUUUUCCAGCAUCAGUUAUUGUGGGAUACAAAUCCCCACUUGUAUGACAUGAGCUUCUCUUCACUGUUAAUGACACCAUCAGUAAUUUUCUUCAAUGGGCAUCUUGGUCAUCAGUUCAUGUAAGAUGUGUGUGAAGAACAAAUUUUGCAUUAAAUAUAUAAACAGUUAAAGGAUCUUUCAACGGCUUAAAAAAAUCCAAGAAUGCAGUCAGACAGUUGCUUGGUCAAGGAGAUAAAAGGAUCUUGUAUUCACAAGAAUACAUCAGGAUGUGCCAAAACAUAUUGCAGUCAUUGAAAUACUUUCAAAGGUUUGAAGUGUAGUUGUUGGUGUUGUACGGAUAUGCAGCAGCCAAUUUGUGAGUGCCCAUUAUCUGUGAGGCAGUGGUAAAAGUAUUGUGCUAUUUGUGCUCUUAGUGGGGGGAUAAAUAUCGAGCAACAUUAGGAGAGCCCUGCUACUCUUCUUGACACUGUGACAAGGGAUCUUUUAUAUAUGCCUUAAGAGGCCAGAUGUUGCAUCCAUGUAACAUCUCAUCUGAAAAACUGCACUCAUAACUGCAGCACCCCUUCAGUAUUGCGCUGAAUUAUUAGCCAAUAUUAGACAUAUGCAAGUCCCCAGACUAACGCUUAAACUCAUAAGCUUCUGAAUCAGAAGUGAGAGUGCCACAUCUCAGUCAAGACUGACAAAGCAAACCAAUGAGAGGUUUGUCAUCUUCAGAUGAGUGUUAUCCAGGCCCCCAUCCUUGUUGGAUUUCAGGAUUCUAGCCAUUUGUUGAAGUCUCCUGAAUAGAAAGAAACCCUGUUUCAUCCUGAAUUAUUUAUCCUCAGAGACUGUCGAUCAAUAACCUGGAUCUCUCAGACUCUUGUUAGUCCAAUAAUAUCUUCAUAUCACUGCACUAAAGUUUUGUUUUGACAAUACAAAGCAGAAAAGAUGCGGUAUUUGGUGCUCUGAAUUAUCUGUUGGUUUGACAAUCUGCUCGCUACCUUCUCUCCUGUUGUGCCUUUUAGGGACAUUCUAAAUUUACACUGAAAUCAGAAGUCAGUCGACAUUGUCUUUUUUCACCAAAAUGUUGGCACUUAAGAAAAUCUUAAACCCACCCACUUAACCUUUUAUAGAAGCCUCUUCUUUUGAAAUAUAUCUAACCUGCAUAAAAUCUGAACUCUAUAUCAGAUUAAUGAUCAAAUGUGACAUUGAGAAUUCCAUAGAACAGUGCCAUCACAAUAGUGAAGUUCUUAAAUAACAAGGACCUCUAUUUCAGAACUACACCAAUCUUAACUACACCAAUUGUUCUUUAUCUGAACUCCAAAAUUAAUUGUUGCAUUUGCACAGAAUUUCCUUACUUGAUCCAUUCACAGCUGAGAGGCAUAGAAAGCAAGAGGAGUUCCUAAAGUAAAUGGUCCCAUCUCUCAGCUGCAGUCGACUAGAUCUUCUUGACAUAAUUCCUGGUUGCUAUGUUUUAUACAUUCACAUUAGUUCUCACUCAACCUCAGGGACUGAUGCAGUCAAAGGAGAUUUACCAGGCUAAUUUCUGGGAUGAGAUCAUUGUCCUAGCAAGAGAGCCUCUAUAGUUUGGGUCUAUUUUCCUUGGAAUUUAGAAGAAUGAGAGGUGACCUUAUGCAAACAUAUAAGAUCCUAAGGAAACUUGACAGGGUGAACGUCGAGAUGUUUUCACAGUCAAAAAAAGGGACGUAACUAUAAAAUAAGCGGCCGAUCAUUAAAAACUAAGGUACAUAAAAAUGUCUUCUCUCGGAAGGCAGCGAAUCUCUGGAAUUAUCUGUCUCCUGGGGUGGUGGAGACCAGAACAUUAAAUAUAUUUGAGGUGGUAAAAUGAUAAUUGUUCAAAAGAUUGAGGAAUUGAGAAUAAUCGGGAACUGUUAUGGAAGAGGAUUUGAGGCCAGCAUAAAUCAGCCAAUGUCAUAUUGAAUGACGGGUAAGCAUGAGAGGCCAGGUAGCUGACUCCUUCUCCUAUUUCCAUGUGUUCUUGGGAUCCCUUUUUUCCAAUGACUGCUGUAGUUUUAUCAGAAAAAGUACAUGAACUUAUUUGUAUAGUUCCAGGUAUGUAAGUACUCUCCAGAGGACAAAAAAUCCUUGUUUAUGGGAAGUGCAUCGGGAAAUAUAGCUUUAGUAAUUGCAACUGCUUUUCUUUUUCCAAACGCUUUCAUUGUUAUGUACUACCAGGUCAUCCAAGAAGGCAAACCCGACUAAAAUGCGUAUGACACAAUUGAUGAAAACCAUAACUACUGACAUGAAAAUACUAACAAAACUGGUUUCCUAUGCCAGUCGAGACAGGGAAUCAUCUUUAUUACUGUCCCACAAUUUUCGGACUCUUUCCACGUGAAACACUUGACUCUAACCUCUAGAUUAGAUAGUUCAGUAUAACCCACCUCACUCCUUUGGAUUUUAGAGAUGCAGCAUCGAACCAGGCCCUUUGGCCCACCGAGUCCCUGUACACUAGCAUUAUCUUACACACUAGGGACAAUUGACACUUUACAGUAACCAAUUAUCUUACAAACCCCUAUGUCUUUGAAGUGUGAGAGGAAACCAGAGCACGCAGAGAAAACCCACGUGUUCACAGGCAGAAUGUAUAAACUGUGUACGGACAGCAUCCAGAGUCAGGAUUGAACCCUGGUCUCUGGUGUUGUAGAGCAGCAACUCUACCACUGUGCCACUCCGCCACUCCGCUUCAUCAGUGACUUUAUUUAGAUCCUUAGCACUUAGAAUUAUAAAUAAUGAACAUAGACUGUACAGGUUUGGUGAAGUGGGCAUUUAGUGUUAAAGUUUAUUCUUACCUUUAUGGUAUCAGUUUAACGUGUGUGUGGGCAUAAAUACGACUCUGGAAAAGAAGCAGGAUGACUAAACGUGGAUUGACGAAUGAGUAAAUACAUUUAGCUUUGAAUGUACAACUAGAUGCUCAUGGUUCUCUGAUUCAUUUUCAUGGCCGGACGUUGUAAGAAAAAGUAUAUACUAGCUUUUAUCAAACAUCCUUCAUUAGAAAAACAAGGCUAUAAAGGUGGGAUCCCAUUCAGAAAAACUUCCAAUAAACCAUAUAACCAUAUAACAAUUACAGCACGGAAACAGGCCAUCUCGGCCCUUUUAGUCCGUGCCGAACACUUACUCUCACCUAGUGCCAUCUACCUGCACUCAGACCAUUUCUCGUCUUUAAUUUUACAACGUGGAUGAUAAGUGGAGCUAUGCAAGAUCAGAUUGGAUCAUUAUCCUAUUCCUAACCAGCACUGAAAAGUCAGCAGGGUACCAGCUGUUUAAAUUUUGUCCAACUACCUGGAAGGGUGCACCUUAAAACCAAGAAAAUUAAACCUCUAAAUAAUAUUUCCUUUAAUUAUGUCAUAAUGAUGGUGCAUAGAGAUUUAUAGGAUAAAUUAUAGGAAGCCACCCAUCCUAGUGGAAGGACAACAGUCAAAAGACAGGACAAGAGACAAAAGGAUUAAGAUUAUAACAAAACUUAAUUUGGAUUUCAAUACUUUUCCAAAAGCUUGGGUCCACUAUCUGUGGUCAGCGAUCAGGAUGUCAUCAUCAGUCACUGGGGAAGAUUUACAAGGCUCUAGAAAAACUGCUGAAGAUGCAAUGCACCUGAAUUUCCCCUCCAUCUCAGACUAGCUGUUGUAAAAGAAGGUUUCCUGAGCUCCUAUACUUUGACGUCAGACAAAAUAUCUUAGAUCUCAUUAGAGAAAACCAAAAUAUAUGAUAAGUUUAUUUGAGGUUUUGCUCAUAGUCAAAUCAUGGAAACAGGCCCUACGUACCAACUUGCGCAAUGCCAACCCAGAUGCCCAUCUAAGCUAGUUCCAUAUGCCCGCCUUUGACUCAUAUCUCUCUAAACCUUUCCCAUCUAUGCACCAGUCCAAACGUCUUUCAAAUGUUAUUGUGUAUAUCUCAAGUAGUUCUCUUGCAGUUUAUUCCAUACAUCUAUCACUUUCUGAGUUGCCCCUCAGCUCCCUAUGAUAUCUUUCUGCUCUCACCUUAAACAUAUGCCCACUGGUUCUUGAUUCCCCUACCCUGGGAAAAAGACUGCAUUCACUCUAUUUAUUCCUCUCAUUAUUUUAUACAUCUUUAUAAGCUCACUCCUCAGCAUCCUGUGCUCCUAGCCUGUCCAAUCUCUCCCCAUAGUUCAGACCCUCGCUUCCUGGCAACAUCCUCGUAAAUCAUCUCAGCACCCUUUGGCACCUUUCCUAUAGCAGGGUGACCAAAACUAAACACAAUACUCCAAGUGCGUCCUCAUCAGUGUCUUGUACAAUUAAAGCAAAGUGCCUCAACUUGUAUAUCCAAUUCCGUGACUGAAGAAGGUCUUCACCACCCUUUCAGUGAGCCCUGUACUUGUACUCCUUGAUCCGUCUGCUCUACAACACUCCCCAGAUCUUACCAUUCACUGUGAAGCCCCUGCCCUGGUUUGACAUCAAAAUGCAACACCACACGCUAUUGGCACACUUACCCAGUGAUCAAAAUCCCUCUGUAGUUCUUGAUAGCCAUUUUAUUGUCUGCAAUACCCAUAUAUUUUAGUGUCAUUUGCAAAGUUAUUAAUCAUGCCUUGUAUAUUUUCAACCAAAUCAUUGAUAUAAUUAAUAAAUAACACUGGGCCCAGCACUGAUCCCUAUGACAUCCCACUAGUCACAGGUCUCCUGUCUUAAAAACAACCUCCCACCACCACCGUCUGCUUCCUUCAAUGACGCCAAUUCUGUGUGCAGUUAUCUAGCUCUCCCUGGAUCCCAUGCGAUCCAAUCAUCUAUAUGGAACGUUAUCAAACAUAGUUGGUCCACAUAGACUAGGUCCACAUGUGUGCCCUUAUCAACCUACUUGGUUACCGAUAAUUCAAAAACAUCAAUCAAAUUCAUGAGCUGCGAUCUCCUGCAUACUUAAUCUUGCUAACACUAAUCAACCCAUGUCUUUGCAAAUGCAUGUAUCUCUUAUCCCUCAGGAUCCUCUCUAAUAAACUCCCUACCACAGUCUGAAGAAGGGUUUCGGCCCGAAACGUUGCCUAUUUCCUUCGCUCCAUAGAUGCUGCUGCACCCACUGAGUUUCUCCAGCUUUUUUGUGUAACCUCCCUACCACAGAUGUUAGGCUCACUGGUCUAUAGUUUCCAGAUUUUACUUUGUAGACAUUGAAUAAAGGGACAACAUUAUCCACUCUCCAGUCUUCCGGCACCUCACACGUGUCUAACGAUGAUUCAUAUAUUUCAGUCAGGACUCUUGCCAUUUAUUCUCCAGCUUCCCACAGUUUCAUUGAAUAUAUUUGAUCAGACCUGAGAGAUUUAUCUAACAUCAUAGGACAGGACUUCUAGCAUGCCCACAAUUAUACUACGAACUGUCCUCAAGAAAUCCUCAUUAACUUUCCCAAGUUCCCUAGUUUUCAUUUCUUUCUCCAUGGUAAAAAUAGAGGACAUUGUGGACCUUGCCCAUCUCCUGUAGCUCCACACAGAGAUGAUCGCUUUGGUUGCUGAGGGAUCAUAUUCUCUCCAUAGCUACCCUUUUCCCCUUAUUCAUUCUAUAGUUACCCUAUUCCCCCUAAUCUUAUCUGUCAGAGCUACCUCAUACUCCCUUUUUGCCCCCCUGAUUUCCUUCUUAAGUAUGCUUCUUAAUCCCCUGUACUCCUCCAGGAAUACACUGGAUCCCAGCUACCUACCCCUAACCUAUCCCUUCUCCAUUUCCUGAACUAGAGCCUCAAUUUAUCUUGUCAUCCAGGGUUCCUUCUCCCAUCUACAUCGCCUUGCACUCUAACAGGAAGAUGCAUACUUUGAACUCACGCUGUUGCACUUUUGAAAGCAUCCCACUUUCCAGGUGUCCCUUUGCCUGCAAACAACCUACUCCAAUCAACCUUUGCUAUUAAAAUUGGCUUUGCCCCAAUUUAAAAUUUUAACAUGUGGACCAGCCCUGUCCUUAUCCAUAACUACUUGAAAGCUAAUAGAAUUGUCGUCACUGGUCCCAAAAAUCGCGCCCACUGCAUUUCAGUCACUUGCCCUGCUCAUUUCCCCAAGAGUAGAUCAAACUUUGCCCACUCCCUUGUAGAGCGUUCACCAUAUUACCUGAGGAAACUUUCCCGAACACACUUGAUAAAUUCCACCCCAUCAAAGGCCCUUGCACUAUGGCAGUCCCAGUCUAUAUUGGAAAAGCUAAAACCCCAAACUAUGAUGACGAAAUUAGUCUUGCAGCUGUCUGCAAUCUCCCAGAAUAUCUCUAAUUCCCUUUGACUAUUUGGGGGCACUAUAGUACAACCCCAACAAGGAUUGGACAAUCCUUCAGGAAUAUCAUCUUGGACUACUGCUGUGACGUUUUCCUUAUUCAGUAUAGUAACUCCUCCUCCUCUUUUACCCCCACCUCUAUCACACCCGUAGCACCUGUACCUGGAACAUUAAGCUGUCAGUCCUGUCGCUCACUUAGCCAUGUUUCUAUACAGCUAAAAUGUCCUAGUCUCAUGUACCUAGCCACACUCUGAGUUCACCCCCCUACCCAUUAGGCCACUGUCUCUUUUGAAAAAUCUUAGAAAUGUCCCUCUAUUUAAGAACAGCGGGUAAUUAUUUCUGCAAAGUGAUGGGUGUCUCUAAAUUGAUCUUAACAAUUAAAAAAACGCAAUCUCUUUGAACAAGCCAUGUUUUAUGAUAUUGUAAGCAUUGUGCUUAACACAAUUAUCAUUAAGUUGUAUAAAGAGUUUAACUACUGACUAUGGAGUAUUUUUCAGUUAAGUACUACACGUUUGCUUAAUAGCCUGAUGAACACAUCAUGAUAUUAUAAACAGUAACUUAGACUGUCUCUGCUGCUACCUGUGAAUAUUGCACACGGGGAUAAUUGCAUGUUGUUUUAGAAAGAUGAGAAGCUUUAGGGCCACUUUGUAGACAUAAUAGAGUUUUGUUUGGCCUUUUGCACACCCUCUCAGAAGAUGCCUCAAUGAUUUUGUGCCCCUGCUUCAUUUGAAAUUACUAAGUGAGCUUCAAGGAACCAAAUAACUAUUCUCAUUCAGAACGGCAGAUUGAUAACCUGAUGGGAACUGAGUAAAGCCAGCACAACUAGCAGGGUGGUGCUACUCUUGUGCAGAAUGACCUUGGGACAGUGCCAGCCCGGCUCAUCCAGGACCCUCAAAAUUAAGUCUGUUUGAAGCUUAAAAUGCAAACUCCAACUUGUUCUAUUGAAAAACAGCAAUUGGAGCCCUGCUUUGAUCAUAGAUUUUCCAUGUCGAAAGAGUUCAUUGUCUUUCACAGGCAGGCACUCUGGUCACCCAGUGGCAUCUUUUAACAGCAACCUAACAGUAAUGCACUUGCGUUAAAGGCCUGAUAGUGUAACACCUGGCAUCUGAAAUUUCGUCUCUGUUUAAAACCGCAAACAGUUUGAUUAGUAGGACUGGGUGUUGCAAUCCCUAAGAUUUCACUACAAUUGACAUUCUUGGGGAUGACCACUAGGUGAAUUUGCUAACAAUCAGACACAUCUUCAGUUGUGUACCUCAACGUCACUGGGUGUUUCGGCCUUUUAUCACAAGACACCCUCAAUCGAGGCAGGCCCACCGCAGGUUGAUCAGACCUGGGUGUGUGUCUUAUUGUUAGCCUCUAGAGAUGGUCACGUGGCAGCCCGGACAUGACCAUGAGAAAUAUAGUCCUCACUUUCCAACCAGUGAAUGGGAGAUUAAGGGUCCUCAGUAUUCUAAGAAAAAAAGUGUACCCGCAUGUCUAUGUAGGACAUGUUAGUCAUAAUUGUCCCACACACAAGGCUGAUCCAUACAACCUAUCUUCUGAAAUCAUGUGAACACAGCUCUGAGUGAAACAGUCUUUACUCCAAGUCGAAUUAUAGCUUGGUUCAGAUCAACUUAACAUGAAUGAAAGUUUCUACAUAUAAAGCUCCUGAACUGACCAUAAUUGUAUUGCAUUAAUAAAACUGAAAAUAAUUUGUUGUGGAAGGAAAAUGUUUCAAAAAUGGCAUCAGUUAUGUGUGUGCUUUGUGCAUACAAGCUCACCUUAUGACCAAUAGGUAGCUAAUGAUAAAUCUGUGUUCUAACUAAAUUAUACUUCUCAUUUACAUUUCACAAAUAAGAAACUGUGGUUUUUAGUGUUAAUUUUUUAUAGUGUAUCAAGCUAAAAGUCUUUUUACUUUGAGUAUUCACAUGUGUUGUGUGUAUUCUGAAUGCAUAUAUAAGAAUAUGUACAAAUAAAACACAAUUAGGAUAAGAUAAUUAUUUGUAAUCUGUAGUUGUGUACCUUGUAUAAUGCCCCUUUAUUGAAUGUGCUUCGUAGAUUCUCAGUAUGUUAUUUGAUUGCUAUCAAAGCUAACAUUUAAGGGGUUCGAUUAUUGCAAACUGUUUUCACCUUUUAUUCUAGCAGUGCUGUAUGAGUCGUGAAUUGUGCUUGCUAUCUUGAUAUCUUUGUUGCCCCCUUUAAUUAUAUUAUUAACACCCUUAUUGCACAAUGUUUCAAGUGUUGUACAAUUUUGAAGGAUGACUUGAUUGAACUCCAAAGCGUUCACACGUUAUUUUAAUAAAUUAGGUUUUUAAGA